Molecule: messenger RNA, 1836 nt
Organism: Pezoporus occidentalis (night parrot)
Lineage: Eukaryota; Metazoa; Chordata; Aves; Psittaciformes; Psittacidae
Gene: FAM237B
Product: family with sequence similarity 237 member B
Exons: 2
Coding region: 846-1253 (135 amino acids)
Source: RefSeq, a predicted model, not a curated record
GUCAAACUGAUCUGUCUUGUACUGCAUAGUAGGAGUUACUAGUUCAAAGUCUCCGUGAGGCUUGUUGUGCUCUCUGCUCCUGAUUGAUGUAUUCAAAUGGACCUUUGGCAUUUUAGUUUUUAACUGGAUUAAAACAUCAAAGCAUGAAACAUGAAAUCAGACCAGCUCAAUAUAUUGGCAGCUUCUUGGCUGCUGUUUUCCUACUUUGUAGGUAAAUUGCUAGAGCGUCCUUCCUCUGCCUAGUGAAGUGGAAAUGAGAAGAGAAACAUUUCUGUCCCUGCUUGGUUGCUGGAGCAAGUUUUCUAACAGCCCAGGGAAUAGAAACUUUUCAUAAGCCCCAUGCAUUUCAUAAGGUCUGGGGAUGCUGAGGCAGGUAAUCCUGCUGAAGUGUAGCUAGCAAGUGAAGUUUUGGAAAGGAGUUAGAUUGGGGGGUAUCUGUCUGUCUCAUUUCCUAAAGUCCUGAAGGUGAGAUAGAAGUAAAUAAGUUUAGGGACCUCAGAUGGCUGCAGCAGUGUACUGGCACAUUCAAACUGAUGAUCUGAGCUUAGGAUUUUAAGGGAAGGAGUCUUGAGCUCCGGGAGCAGUUCUGAUAUAGGUUACAAUCACUUCAAACUUUCAGCUUCAGAUUUUCAUGUUCUAAACAGCAUUCACAAUUUCUAGGUGUUAAUCUAGCACCAGCAUUAGGGUUCCUUGACUGUAUUUAAUCUGUGGUUUGAAAAGAUUUUUUUUCUUGUAUAAAUGCAUAAAUCAUCUCUUGGGGUAUCCUUGAAAGUUGUAUGAAAAUGAACUACAUAUGAGCAGAAUCACUGUGAUUUUAUACUUUCUUUCAGGUAUCCUAUUGGACAAUGGAAUUUGUAUGGAAAAAAAGGUGGUAUCUUCAGCUGGGCUGUAUAUUGAUGCUGAAUUUGGUUUAUGCCAAUCUAGACUAUCAAAAAGAAACUCCUCCAAGCCUGGGUCAGAUUGACCAUGAGUGCUGGGAGGUCUCAUCCCAUGGGCUGGUGGAAAUGAAGAAACUCAAGGUAGCAGAUACAGUCAUUGGUCUCUGGGACUUCAUGAUGUUCCUAAAGGAAUCCCCUAAGCCCAAGCACAAUGAACUCUUCAAUGAGUUAGCCCAGAAUUUCUGGGAUAUGUAUGUAGACUGUGUGCUCUCAAGAUCCCAUGGAAUGGGCAGAAGACAAUUAGCGUCUCCCAAAUACUCUUCCACAUACUCACAUAGAACUUUAGAAGGGUCUGCUUUCACCAACCCAUUUUAGUCAAAAUAAAGAUACCUCAGGAAGGCACAUCAAAAUGAAGGAGCACAAAAGCACGGCAUGUACUCGAGAUGCUUAGACAAGUCCACUGGCAUGGUUCAACCUUCUUUUUUUUUCCUUUUCUUUGUGUAAAGCAUUUAAUCACUGCUAAAUUGAUAAGUAUGUAAACUGCCACACUGUCACUUUUGCUUUCCUGUCUUGCAGUCUGUCAAGGUUGCUUUUAUCCCACUGCAUGUCUGAAUGCUUUUGUGUUUUGAGUUAAGACUUUUGUUGUCUCAGGUAAGCUUGUAAGUCUGAACCAGUGUCGUAUGUUUGAAGAGGCUCAUCUUUUCCAGUAAUUCUCUUUUUUUAAAGUUAUUUUGGAUAGAAGCCCAAUAUAUUUUUAUACUUUAAGCAAUGGAGAAAAUGUCAACAAGCAUUUUAUACAGUGUCUUGCACAUAAAAUUAACUUCAAGAAUUGCAAAAAAGUGUGACAUCAAGCUAAAGGGAAGGAUUAUGCUUAUUGUAAUGUCCUGUGCAGUCUUAACUUUGUAAUUUAUCACUGCUUAAUCUAGGCUGUGGAUUAAUUAAAGUAUUUUUUUAUGCA